AUGAAUUUAUAUAAAUUAAAUGAAGUUCUUCCACUUAUUAAUGAUAAACAUUCAUGUUUGGAAUAUAAAUGUCAAAAACUACUUGUACCAUUACCACCAAAUCAAAUAGGAAAAACUAAAACAAAUAUUAAACGAAUACUUGAAGAAAGUUCAAAUGAAAUAACAAAAAAAUUAAAUGGAUUUUUACUUGCUAUUGGUAAAGUUCAUUUAUUAUCUGAUGUUGGUCAAACAUUUCAAGAUGAACCAACAUUAUGGGUGCCUGUGAGACUUAAUUUUGUUUUAUUUGUACCUGAACGAGGUCGACGUGUUCAUGCUAUUGUAUCAAAACUUGGAAAAAAACACAUUGCUUGUUUGAUACAUAGACGUUUUAAUGCAUCAUUUCAUCGUGAUACAAUACCACCUGUUUAUCAUAAUUUUAUAUUUAAAUUAGGACAACCUGUUCUACUUGAAAUAAUUGAAUGUGAUGUUGUAGACAAAAUUCUUGACAUUAAAACAACACUUGUGGAAUUUCAUGUAUGA
Molecule: messenger RNA, 519 nt
Organism: Rotaria sp. Silwood2
Lineage: Eukaryota; Metazoa; Rotifera; Eurotatoria; Philodinida; Philodinidae
Source: the annotation of a GenBank genome assembly